GUGAACAUUUCGUGCAGGCGUUGACAGCAGCCGCAGUGCGUGACUCAGGCAUUAUUUGUUUCAUCGACCCCGUGCUGUUCAGGGCACCUGUUUGUUUUUAAAGUCACUGGGACUGAGGGCCUGGGAAAGCGUGCGCAGUGCGUUGCACCUGAGGCAACGUGCACCGGAUGGACGAGUGAGUUAGACGACGUGCAAAGUGUUCAUGGACACAGCAGUCAAGACAAGGUUGACAAGAUGGCGUCUUCAAAAAUAAUCUUUCAUACUACUAUGAAGAAACUUACAUUGGACAAGUUUUACCCCCAUAAAAUAUCAAGAAAUUACGUUUUGAAAUUAAUUGGCUGUGAGGAAUAUCCCAAAACUCUUGAGGAAAUUUCCCAACAUUUCCUCAGGAAUGUAAUGAGAGCAAAUCCCAGGGCAAGAAACACAGAAUAUGGCCAGUGUAGAAUGGAAGAGGCAGAUACGAGUGACGAUGAAAAUACAGGAAGCUCAGGCAGUGAUGCGACAGCCGAUUUGAUAAAUCCACUGGACAUGAUAACCGUGGUGUUUCUCUGCGCUGACAACUUCUUACAGCAGGAGCUUAUGCAGAAGAUGUCCCAGUGUCAGUUUGCCUUGCCUCUCUUACUGCCUGAUUCGGGAAAAGGAAACAUCACGUUUAUGUUGUGGGCCAUGAGGCAAAUUGUGAAAAACUGGAAACUACAGCAGAAUGCAUCCAGCAUGGAGGAGUCAUUAGUCAGCAUCAAAAUGCCUUUCAUUUCAUUCAUUCGGAUUGGAGAGUGCAGUGUCUCGAAAUCAAAAGUGCUCAAUUCGAUUCUGAGCAAUGAAAAACACGAUUUCUUUGUCCAUCGAGAAAUGGCAUGUGGUGAUAUCGCUCGAAAGUGCUCCGAUGGACUGGUUGAAACGUGUACGUUCUGUCCUGGUGGGAAAUCAAAUGUGGACGUUUUCCAAACGGUGUUUAGCAUUUUAAAUCUCCGCGGCGAUGCCCGAGAUCACUUAGUUCAGCUUGAGUUCCUAAAAGAAAUCUCGCAGGCUAUAUUCGUCGUCGUUGACAAUGAAGAAACAGACGUGGACAACAUAUUGCCUCUGCUUGCCGAUGCAGAAGCUCAGUUGUUUCUGAUAACAAAUCAGGACGUGCUUAGGAGAAUCAGGAACUCAAAUGCAAUCACUGACGUCUGGUCUCAGCUGAAAUUAGAGAAAACAAACAUUAUUAAACUAGGCAAGCACAAUGAAGAGUAUUUUACUCGGAAAAUGCGCUGUAAGAUCGCAGAUGUAAUCAAAAGUAGUACAAAUUCCAGGACAAUGGAAGAAAUGGCCCACUUUGCUAAAUCAUUAGAAAUUACAGUCGAUGAAUGUGAAAAUAAAUGUCAGCGAACUAAACGAAAAGUCAAAGUAAUUAUUGACAAAAUAAAAGAGGAUGGUGUAAAAGAGAGUAAGAGAGAUCUCCCAUUGCAAGGAGAUCUUUGGCGCAGGUGGUCAGAAAGCAAAAAAGAGCAAAAUCGGCUGAAGAAAGUCGGUGAUUCUGUAGAAGAAUACAUAUGUAGAUUAGUUGAAACACAAAGAGAAAUUCGCAUUGAACAGGCAGGUAAAGGUUUUUCAGAUAUUAUGCAAAUGUGCGUUGAUUUACUGUUAGACAAGUCGACCAUAAUGAAAAUGUACGCCCUUCAAUGGAUGAAAUUGGAACUGAACAGUUUAUCCAGGACCAGCUUUUCCUCGUUACGCGCUGAUUACAAGCAGCUACUUGUUGAUUCUACGACUAAAAGUGCAGAUCUGCAUACGAUUAAAUAA
Messenger RNA from Lethenteron reissneri (Far Eastern brook lamprey), 1782 nucleotides. RefSeq names its product up-regulator of cell proliferation-like. NCBI's taxonomy places the organism in Eukaryota, Metazoa, Chordata, Hyperoartia, Petromyzontiformes, Petromyzontidae. The record is from RefSeq and is a predicted model, not a curated record.